GGCUUGGAUAACGAGAAGUGGAGGGUCUGGUCGAGAGUGGAGCCAAGUCACUUGAACAAACGCUUCAUAGGGAAAAAGGGAUUAUCUAUUACAAAACCCAACCAUAAUACUGAGAUUUCAGUUUUCAGCUCUUCAAGAUUCAUCGCUUUUUCAAGUCCAAGGGAGAUGAUUGAAGAAGUUCCUUGAAUAUGGCGUUCAUUUGAGAGUUCUGGUUCUGAUAUUCAAUGCCAAAAAGAGAGCGAUUCUUGUGAAGAAGUGGGAUUUUACUGAGUUUCUUUCAUCCAAUGGCGACUCUGCUCAAUACAGUUUCUCCAAUUACAAACACGUCACCAGAAACCACAAGAAGAGGAUGUGGGUUCUUUUCCCAUAUCCCAAAUCUCCAGAAGCUCUCUCUUAACAAGGGAUUUUCUAAAGUUUUAGCAUCAACUCAGAUUACCAUUUCUCCGAAGGACACCAUUUUCACACUUCCAAAUUGGAAGACUGGGAAGGUUGAACAAAAGAGUAAAGAACUUAGACUUACUGAUGCUUUUUUUCACUUAGAGUUCAUGGUUGAGAAGGGGCAAAAGCCUGAUGUAUUUCAAGCAACUCAGUUAUUGUAUGAUCUCUGUAAGGCAUGUAAGAUGAGAAAAGCUAUUAAGGUAAUGGAGAUGAUGAUUGGGUCUGGGAUCAUUCCAGAUGCGUCAUCUUAUACCUUUUUGGUUAGUUCUUUGUGUAGAAAAGGGAAUGUUGGUUAUGCAAUGCAACUAGUGGACAAAAUGGAGGAAUAUGGUUAUCCUACUAACACUGUUACUUAUAAUUCACUUGUGAGAGGGCUUUGUAUGCAUGGAAACUUGACUCAGAGCUUGCAACUUUUAGAUAGAUUAAUCCAGAAGGGGCUGGUUCCUAAUGCUUAUACAUACUCUUUUUUGCUUGAAGCUGCAUACAAGGAAAGAGGAGCUGAUGAAGCAAGUAAGCUUUUGGAUGAGAUAAUUGCAAAGGGUGGGGAACCUAAUUUGGUUAGCUACAAUGUUUUGUUGACUGGGUUGUGCAAAGAAGGUAGGACAGAGGAUGCCAUUCGGUUAUUUAGGGAAUUGCCUUCUAAGGGAUUCAGUCCAAAUGUUGUCAGUUACAAUAUCUUGCUAAGGAGUUUGUGCAAUGAAGGGAGGUGGGAAGAGGCAAAUGUGCUUCUAGCUGAAAUGAAUGGCGAUGAACGAUCCCCUUCAACUGUCACUUACAAUAUAUUGAUUGGUUCACUUGCUCUUCAUGGCAGAACAGAACAUGCUCUUGAGGUUUUGGAAGAGAUGAUUAGGGCACGAUUCAAGCCAACAGCUUCUAGCUACAAUCCGAUAAUUGCUCAUCUUUGCAAAGAUGGGAAACUAGAUCUUGUUGUAAAGUGUCUGGACCAAAUGAUGUAUAGGCAUUGCAAUCCGAAUGAAGGAACAUACAAUGCCAUUGCUACACUUUGUGAAGAGGGUAUGGUUCAAGAAGCAUUCUCCAUUAUACAGAGUUUGGGAAACAAGCAACAUUCCUCUACUCAAGAAUUUUAUAAAAUUGUUAUUACCAGCCUGUGUCGUAAAGGAAACACAUAUCCAGCAUUCCAGCUUCUCUAUGAAAUGACAAAGUAUGGGUUUACACCCGAUUCUUUUACCUAUUCGUCUUUGAUCCGAGGGUUAUGCAUGGAGGGUAUGUUGAAUGAAGCAAUUGAAAUAUUCAGUGUAAUGGAGGAAAAUAACAAGCCUGAUACUGAGAAUUACAAUUCACUCAUUCUUGGUUGCUGCAAAUCUCGAAGAACCGAUUUGGCCUUGGACGUUUUCGAAAUAAUGGUUGAUAAGGGUUAUCUGCCCAAUGAAACGACAUACACCAUUCUUGUAGAAGGUAUCAUCCAUGAAAAAGAGAUGGAUCUAGCAACCAAAGUACUGAGAGAGCUGCAACUGAGGGAUGUUAUAAGUCAAAGAACAUUGGAAAGACUUGUAAUGCAGUAUGACCUAAAUGAGUUGCCACUGUGAUAAUUUCAGUUGACUUGCUACCAGCAAUUGGAAACCUGGCAGACAGUUCAUCUUGAAGAUCAAGUAAUUGCUAUUAUGACGAAAAGAAAAAAUUUAAAAAGAAAAGGGUACUUCCACGUAUUUUGUUUGAUCUUAUUACUUUGUCUGACAACUGAAAGCUUGUGAAUCUGACAAGAGGGUGCUGUGUUUUUAGUUGCAUUAUUUACAACUGAGUACAUGUUUUUAGUUCACUAGGCUUCUUAUAUGUACAUAAAAUUACUCCAUCCAGUUCCUUAUUGAGUUUUUUUGCCCAUCUGUGGCCAAUUUCAUUCUUACAAAAGUUUUGGUAGUUGAAAGGAAACCUUAUGAUGCCAA
Messenger RNA from Cucumis melo (muskmelon), 2339 nucleotides. RefSeq names its product pentatricopeptide repeat-containing protein At1g79080, chloroplastic. Lineage: Eukaryota; Viridiplantae; Streptophyta; Magnoliopsida; Cucurbitales; Cucurbitaceae. Bases 285 to 1985 code for a protein of 566 amino acids. Gene Ontology annotation, molecular function: protein binding. The record is from RefSeq and is a predicted model, not a curated record. The transcript is spliced from 2 exons.